AUGGCUUCAAAUUUCAUGAUUUUGUUGAUUUUGGGAACUCUAAUAUAUACUACUUCGGCUCGAAAGCUUAUCGGAUUAGGUUUCCCCGAUAACAUUCCACAAGUUACCGGCGGAUUUGGCGGUGGAGGCGGCGGUGGAGGACAUGUUGGUCCUGACGGUAUAGACAUUGGAGGAGGUAUUGGUGGUGGGGGUUCAAUAACUGUACCUGGAAUUGGGUCAAUUGGCGGCGGUGGAGGCAUCGGGAUAGGCGGAAGCAUUGGCAGAGAUGGAUCAGUUUCCAUCGGAGGCGGCGGCGGCGUAGGCAUCGGGGGUCAAAUCGGCGAUAUAGGUUUUGGCGGUGGACAAGGUUUGGGUGGUGGGCAAAGUUUCCGUGGAUUGGACGAUUAA
Nicotiana tabacum (common tobacco) is the source of this 387-nucleotide messenger RNA. The record is from RefSeq and is a predicted model, not a curated record. NCBI's taxonomy places the organism in Eukaryota, Viridiplantae, Streptophyta, Magnoliopsida, Solanales, Solanaceae.